ACCGACAAAGAAGGUUGUGAUUUUCAACAUGCAUUAGACCUGAUCAAGCGACUUUUAAAAAUCGCUUGCGAUCUUGAUAUAACAGAAAUGAUAAUUGAAGCCUUGGAAAACUUUGCGCACUUGUAUUUUUUACUAGGGAAAUAUGAGCGGUCGUUCGACAUCAUGAGAGAAAUGGUCCGUUGGAAAAUUGAUGAACUUGGCAUAAAGUGCAAACUUGUUGUCAAUUUUAGCGUUGUAGAGCUGGUAUUGGGACGUAAGAAUUGUUCUCUCCAACAUGCUUUGGAUUCUUUAGAUAUAGCAGAGCAAACAAAGACCCCUAACUAUAUUGCCUGUGCUUAUGGCAAUAUCGGUUUAGCUCUUGAGCAUAUGGGUCGUUUCGACGAAGCUAUUGAGCCGUACGAACAAUGUCUAGAGUAUGGUAUGGAGCACAAAAAUUACCGAGUGAUCAAUAAUGCGUUGUGUAACCUGGGAAGAGCGUAUGAAGGUCUUGGUAACAUCCAGAAAGCAAAGGAAUGUUUCAAGAAAGCGGUGAACACCAAACGUCCGCCUAAAGCCUCCUGGGGCGAUACUGAAGACUUUCGCUUUACCGGCGAAUAUCGGCUGGCUAAGUUAGCUGUGGAAGAGCGAAACUGGGAUGAGGCAAAGGUGCAAUUAAUGGUGGUCAUCGAGAGAUGUGAAACUCUGAGAAAGAGCAUUCAGGAUAGCCAGACAAAGAUCACAUUUAACGAUACACAACGUAAACCGUUUCAGUUGCUACAGCAUGUCAUGCUUGAAGACAACAGUAAGAUAGAAGCUCUUGUUGUUGCAGAGAAAGGACGUGGAAGAGAUUUCUUUGAUAAAAUGGAAGGUGAUGUUGGGAUGUCACUCGAUUCCGGGAAUAUUUUGUUGAAUAUGAUAAAGAGUCAAAACAUAGCUGUACUUUUUAUAUCGGAUUUGGAGGAUGUCGGCAAAUUGAGUCUGUGGUUCAUUUCAUCCAAAGGCGAGUUACUGAAACAGUGUUUAAUCCCGAGCAGUGAAUGUAAUAAACUAUUGGCCAAGUUAUACGGAGCGCUUCACAAGACACAAGGAAGGUACGAAAUUGAGUUUAAGGCCACGGCAUAUGAGGAAUAUCCUUUGAUUGACUAUGCAAUUAAAUUAUUGAAUGACAGGCAAUCACUGGAGAGUCCAUGUCUGCAGGUGGACAUUGAAGCAGAGAGCGAUUCGCCAUCAGAUGAGUCGGUGCUUGCUAAUACUUGCAUGGAGCAACAAGAACAAGCUGAAACAAGCAUGACGCUUCUAGACCUGAUAAAUGAACUGUCAAUAUGUAUCUUGAAGCCGUUUAGACAGGAAAUUGAAAACGUCAUUAACGAACCCUCAACCGGCACAACUCCUAAACUUCUUGUUAUUCCGCAAGGGACAUCAUUCAAUAUUCCUUUUUCAGCACUAAAACAUAAUGGAAAACCGCUCUGUCACCAUCUGACUAUCAUCGAAGCAUUUUCUUUCCAUUCAUUUGCUCACUCCACCAAAGAAAUAAAUGAGAAUAAAUGCCAGAUAGCUGGUUUCGAUAAUGCUUUAAUAGUUGGAAACCCAACCCAUCCGGAUGAACUACCGCGGGCCGAGGAAGAAGCCAGAGAAAUUGCGAAGAUUUUUGGUGUCGACCCAUUGAUUCGAGAUGAAGCCACGAAGGAUGCGGUGUUGAAACGACUUCCAGCUGCUCGGUUGAUUCAUUUCUCCUGUCAUGGUGAAGAGGGUGGCGAAGCAUUGUUAAUGGCCAAAAUCUGUCACAUGAGCGAAAACGAUUAUCGCCUGACAGCAAGAGACGUGGAGAGUAUGAAGUUGGACGCUGAUCUUGUGGUUCUCAGUGCUUGCCAUACAGCCCAUGGUAAAAUAAAUAGUGAGGGAGUUAUUGGAUUAGCGAGAGCUUUUCAAGUGGCUGGCGCACGGUCAAUCGUCACUGCCCUGUGGGCCAUACCAGACAACGCGACUAAGAAGUUUAUGGAAGAGUUUUAUGACAACCUAUGUCGUGGGCAGCCGGUUGCAGACGCAAUCUGCGCAACUCAGGUGAAAAUGUCGGAGUCCGAAGAAUUUUACGAUGUCAUAAAUUGGGGAUCAUUUAAAGUCUUCGGUGCAAAUGCGAGAAUAUAUAAAUAAUAUAAUGGUAUCUCAAAAACAGUCGAAAACUGAAAUUUGGCAAGAAAAUCCUAUACCAGUGGCAUACCACUCCGUCGGUAAAAGUAGGCCUGUAAAUAUCAUGUUUUGUGAGAACAUUAUGCCAUUUUGGUUCGCAAUACUACAGUUUAUAUCACCGGAAAUUUGUUGCAAAAUCCAUAUUAUGGAAUAGUCAGGGGCGCAACUAGAACGAUAAUUAGGGGGGUGAAUAUUCAUUUAUUUUGUAAACUAUUGCACUCAGUAGAAAAGGAAUCCGUCGGGCAGAAAGUGCAAUAGCUUACAAAAGAAAUCCAUCGGUCAAACCCCCCCCCCCCCCCAAUUAUUGUUCUGUUACGCCACUGGAAAUACUAAAUAGUAUGGAUGAUAGUAUGAAAGUUUAUAAUGUUCAGUAUAUAGAUAUAUAGCUAUAUAUAGCGUUCAUAUUUCCAUAGUUGAAUUUUGAAAAACAAUUCCAGUGCAUGUUUAUAAAUAUUCGAGACAUGCAACGUUGGCGUUAUCUGGGUUGUAGUUACAGUUAGUUACUGUAGGGUAGCCA
Dendronephthya gigantea is the source of this 2683-nucleotide messenger RNA. RefSeq names its product tetratricopeptide repeat protein 28-like. Gene Ontology annotation, molecular function: protein binding. NCBI's taxonomy places the organism in Eukaryota, Metazoa, Cnidaria, Anthozoa, Malacalcyonacea, Nephtheidae. The record is from RefSeq and is a predicted model, not a curated record. Bases 88 to 2130 code for a protein of 680 amino acids. The transcript is spliced from 2 exons.